This is a messenger RNA of Contarinia nasturtii (swede midge), 939 nucleotides long. RefSeq names its product probable RNA-binding protein EIF1AD. Lineage: Eukaryota; Metazoa; Arthropoda; Insecta; Diptera; Cecidomyiidae. Bases 162 to 776 code for a protein of 204 amino acids. The record is from RefSeq and is a predicted model, not a curated record. Gene Ontology annotation, cellular component: nucleus. Gene Ontology annotation, molecular function: translation initiation factor activity; RNA binding. The transcript is spliced from 3 exons. Gene Ontology annotation, biological process: translational initiation.
ACACACAUAGUCAUUAUAAAUGAAUGACGUUUGACGGUAAUUUCAGACCAACAAUUUUUCGUGCAUCAUCAACAAAUUUACGAUUCAAAGUUAUUACAAGUUAAAACAUUCCAUAUGCAAAGCUCGUGUUUUGACUGAACGAGUAGAAGAAGUUGUUAGAGAUGUCCAAAGUAACAAAGCGCAAACAUGUGAUGAAAGAAAUACAAGCAGAUGAUUUCGAUCCGCCGGGACCGAAUCAGCAAAUUGUGAGAAUCUUGGGCAGUCGUGGAAAUAAUUUGCAUGAAGUCGAAUCGGCCGAACCAAUUGCGGGAAAUGGCAAUGAAAGUACCGAUGCAACCGCCACCACCGCCACCAAUGAUGGUAUGCCUGACACAAGCCGUGAACAAUUUUUGGUGUCAAUGCCGACAAAAUAUCGGAAAAAUGUUUGGGUGAAACGUGGUGAUUUUGUGAUUGUCGAACCAAUCGAUGAAGGUGACAAAGUGAAAGCGGAAAUUGUACGCAUUUUAACACCACAACACAUAAAAGAGUUCACCAAAGACGGUAUUUGGCCCGAGAAAUUCACAACGAAAAAUAACAAUGAAACGAAAAACUAUUAUGCAGACGAUGAUAGUUCAGACAAUGAUGAUGAAUUGUUUAAAAAUACAAAUCGCGCUCAUCAAUAUAUCGAUUCAGAAGAGGAAGACGAAUCAGAUGACGAUGAAGAAUCAGAAGAUGGUGAUGAGUCAGAUGGUAAUGAAUCUGAUGGAGAGGAGAGCAGCAGCGACAAAGGAAAUUAAUAAAUGCAUUCAUCAAUGGAACCAUUUUCAUGACGUAAUUCGUCAACUUAAAUCGGCUUCAACGACUUACAUCAACGUCAGGCAUUCGCUCGAAUUAUAUUAGAUAUGUUAUUGCGAUGUGAAAAGAAAUAAAACAUACAAGUAUUUUAUAAAUUAAUAAAAA